AUUCACUUUUCUAAGAAAUUCAAAUUUUAUCCUCCUGAAAGUUGUCCUGAAAGUUGUCCUGAAAGUUGUCCUGAAAGUUAUAGUUAUUAUCUCGAUCGCGUGAGUUCAGUUUAUCCGAGCUUACCUAGACCAUUGUUAAAAAUCAAUCAACUUCAUUGGCCGCAGCAGUCAUGCAGAAAUGUUGAAUUAUUAAUAAGCAUUUUGAAGAGUAAUUCACCUGUGUGUCUGCACUUGAUAUUUCGAUCGAGUCAAACUCCAGCAGGAUUAUUUACUGCUAGAAAUCCAAGGUGAGGUUCAUAAAGUUUCCUUUUCGCCAUGAAGCGCACAUGUCUUACAGUGACAGUCCUAACUAUCAUAGCAAUGAUAGCUACUAAAGGGAUGGUUCAAGGAAGCUUUCAAGUYGACUGUGACUUCGGCUCGGCAAGCCAGGAUARCCUAAGUUACACAGCUAUCGGUAACUUGACGUCUCAUUUUGGUGAYGCUCGGAGUUGUCACAUUGAACAUGAUGCUUCUUCGGGCAUUCUACGUGUGCGAUUGUCCAGACACAACCAAAAUAUCAGCGUGAUAUACGCUAUGGUGAUGGAGAAGAAGGAGAUAACGUUCGUAGGUACUGCCCGCUACGUCGACCUGAUGCUUGGCCAAGGCUAUCAUUUCCAUUCCUGCCCGGAACUGAGAACCGACCRGGUACAAAUACGAAACACURAAUUGGACCUGUUAAUGUUCGGUGCUCCUCAAAAUGUGACCUUUAAGUUGGAAGUUAAUUUAGACAACACUUAUAUGAGCCCCGGGGAGACCAAAUCCAUUAAUUUGYUAAAGAAUGGUCUAAGCGAGGUUUUGGCGUUCGAUGUUUUGGAGAAAGACUURUUCAAACUGUUUCAAAUCACUGUAACUUCGGACGAUGAUACUGUAUCGUAUCUCCUCGUGUCGAAAAGCUGCUCCGACGUCCAGMAAGUCGGCCUAGGGAUCACUACAMAGYCCAUGAUGACGAGRAAAGAUCUGAAGUUGUCGUUCACCAAGUCUGGUAGAAUAACUCUAUCGCAGUAUUCCUCGCCCAAAAUCGAGAAGGGUCGUUGGUAUAUUGGCGUAGUGGUGAAAGAGGGCUCUGUCGAUGCCAUYGAGGAGAAGGCAGUUARUGUCAGUAUCACUCAAACCUACAGUUAUGAUAMAAUUGGCAAAGGUUUGCCAGUCCUUUACAUGUGUUUAAUCACUGGAAUCCUUGGACUGCUAGUCGCCGUGUUCGCGCAUUUUUUCUUGAAUUCUGACUUUGAGGAAAUGUCGCRUCCGUUUUACGUGGAAGACGAGGUGUUAGAGCASGAUAAGGAGACKUCCUCUAAUUUACGCAAGUUUCCAGACAAGACAAUACUGAAUUUCAUUCCUCCGCCUAUUCCCCGCGGGAGCUUUCCUUUUAAGACUUGGGUCAAGGUAGUCGUUGUUCAUUGGUUUGGGCGAGGCACCAAGACCUAUUCCUACUUAACGGUCGUAUUGGCUGUAAGCUUUCUGGUUGGAUCAGCUCAGUUUGUYAUUGGUCGCUGGGCAAACAUGRUCGAGACAGGCGACCGCGACAAAUGUUACUACAACGAGCUUUGUUAUCGCCCUAUCGCGGUGGCCGACCUGCCUUCUAAUUUUCUUAUCAGUAACGUACCUUACUGCUUGCACGGUGUCAUCCUUGCACUUUCGUUUUCAUUCCGCGAAGCCGUGAAMCUUAACUAYCGGAAYAACCAAGCAAGCUUCAAUAGCCAAGGCAACCUGUUCGUACCGUACGACUUCUCCCUGGCUUAUGCAUUAGCGUGGGCCUUGGUCUUCSAAGGGCUUUUCUCUGCAACCUACCACAUAUGUCCCUCCAGGUUGACAUUCCAGUUCGAUUCUGCCUUCAUGUUUAUCAUUUCAGGCCUSGUGGUCAUUGCGCUGUUCAACGCGCGGAUCGACAAGAUCWGCAGCAACAAAGAACGAGAUCCAAGCGAAACCAUUGUCCAAGCACCGAAGUACUUCCUCUUCUUCGUUGCGCCUUUGUUAGUCCUGAACUACAUUGGCUCCAUUCGCGACACUGAGGGCCUUCCUAAGUUUGUCGAAGUGUGUUACUGGCUUGUCCUGGUAAUUUGGUUGGUUGUCAUCUACUUGUGGGCCUUUAGAAAAGUGGGGAUAUCUUGUACGAGUGGUCCAGGUUUGAUGAACCGGUUAGGUUGUGCCACCGCUGAAGACRGAGUAAAGUGGUUAUGGAUGAUCUUGGUACCAAUCUGCUUGCUCAUUAUUGGGAUUUCCAAGUGGAGUGACUGGUCACAGUUCUUCUUGUUCUCAUGUGUGGCAGCAGUAGUCCUUACCAUCGGUGGUCUGAUCUCUUUUAAUUUGGUCACCUCGUUAAGGCACCUCAAGUACCAGUCUACCUACCACUCUCUCAACAACUCUGCUCAGCCCUUGUGCGAUAUUAAAGGAAUGUGUCUUGCGCUCGUCAGAAACUUUCACCGCAUUCUUUUCAUCGUGGUUCUUUUUCUUUUCUGGGUCUUUGCUAUGUAUUUCUUCAAGCUGAAGCCUACCGCAAAGAAGACAGCGUCGCCUAGCGARUCCCGCACCCACAACGACGAGUGCGCUUUGUGGGAUUUCUUCGAUUACCAUGACAUCUGGCACAUGUUGUCCUCUGUGGCUCUUCUCAUGAGCGCCUUCUUGCUGAUCUACAUCACCAGGAGCGUGGAGAGGUACUUCUGGGUAGAYGCCAAUUACUGGUACAACAAGAUGAAAGACCAGAGUAAAAUCACAGUCAACCAAAAUGUGAGCACUCGGUCCCUGGACAUGGAAGGGCGUGAAAACAUCGAGAUGGAUGAUCGGCGUUCUGAGAAUGGCGCACCGCCUGCAGCGGACGAAGAUGGCUUGGUACCACRUGAAGAUGAUACCCCUAUAUUGCUGUAGACUAAAAGGACAAAAUGGUUCUGUGUCUUUAAUGAUGCAUGCUAGUGCUAUGUAACUCACUCACUUGUGGACUCACCUGUUAGGAUGCACRAGGUUCGUUAGAGCUGCUUUGUUUUAAAUUUUUAAUGAGUGUUAUUUCUUUCCUUGUCGAAAAGAAACAAGAAUAAAUAACUUUGUAAUAGAAUGGCUACCCUGCUUGCAGAGGUUCAUUUUCUGCCAUCCGUUAUUCCUUUAGGCAGGGGGAGACCAGGGGGCACUCACCAUUUACCCGCAAAUUCCGGUUGGAAAGACAAACGUUAUGUAUCUUUCCCAUUGGAAAGUUCCGGAAAACUCGGUCUUCCGAAAGAAGUAAUUCAUUUUUCCCGCUCUUUUUGGUCCUUUCGGUAGACGCUAAGACGGUAAGACCAAUGUUAUGUAUCUUUCCCAUUGGAAAGUUCCGGAAAAAUCGGUUUUCCGAAAGAAGUAACUCACUUUUCCCGCUCUUUUCGUUUUUUUCGGUAGACGCGUGUACCAUCUUUCGAAAGUCAAAGUUUCGCGCUCUUUUUUUACUGUUGGCAAAUGAAUUUCCAACCGGAUGGUUSGAUGUAAAUGGUAUGCACCCCAGUCUACCGCUCAGUACUAAGGUAGAUUUUUUAAAGGGUUUUUAAUUGGUAAUCCAAUCACAAAUAAGCUAAUGAUUUGGUGAUAGUUCCACCCGGUCCUUCGUUAUUGAACGUGAGGGCUCGGGAAGUAAAGGUUUCUUGGAAAUAUUAUAACAAGAUGUAUAUGUUAGCUUCAAUAAAAGUGUGUACAAUUAUG
Molecule: messenger RNA, 3699 nt
Organism: Actinia tenebrosa (Australian red waratah sea anemone)
Lineage: Eukaryota; Metazoa; Cnidaria; Anthozoa; Actiniaria; Actiniidae
Biological process (GO): RNA transport
Cellular component (GO): plasma membrane; lysosome
Molecular function (GO): RNA transmembrane transporter activity; double-stranded RNA binding
Source: RefSeq, a predicted model, not a curated record